GAUGCGAGAGAGCAAUCGCAUUGAUGCAUUUGUUGUCAAGUCCAAGAGCGCAACCUUUCACCUCUAUAUGAGAAGGCAACCCAAACAAGGCGAGCAUUCAACAGACCAUGGCGUCGCACGUCCAAGAAGACGAGAUUACCAUGAGCAGCGAGGAGUUGCUCCAAGCUCAGCUCGAGCUCUACCACCACUGCUUCGUCUACAUCAAGUCCAUGGCGCUCGGCGCGGCCACCGAGCUGCGAAUUGCCGACGCCAUACACCUCAGGGGUGGUGCCACCACCUUGUCUGAUCUUGCCGCCGACACAGGGAUCCACCGGACGAAGGUCUCCCACCUCCAGCGGUUCAUGCGCGUGCUCACCACCUCUGGUGUCUUCUCCGUCGAUGUCCAGGCUAGCGGCGCCACCAUGUACAAGCUCACCAGGGUUUCCCGCCUCCUCGUCGGAGUUGGCGGCGAGAGGUCACGCCGCUGCGACCUGUCCCCUAUUGUGAGCGUGUUGGUCAACCCGGUGCCCGUCACUGCUCUCUUCAGCAUACGCGAG
Molecule: messenger RNA, 536 nt
Organism: Triticum aestivum (bread wheat)
Lineage: Eukaryota; Viridiplantae; Streptophyta; Magnoliopsida; Poales; Poaceae
Product: acetylserotonin O-methyltransferase 1
Molecular function (GO): protein dimerization activity; O-methyltransferase activity
Source: RefSeq, a predicted model, not a curated record